UUCAUAGCUGGUUACUGCGUUCCAGAAUGGAGUCCUCUGAUCUGAGAGAAGAGCUAAAUUGCUCUGUCUGCCUGAAUAUUUACACGGAUCCCGUAAUGCUGAGCUGCGGACAUAACUUCUGCCGGGUCUGUAUUGGGAAAGUUCUGGAUAAACAGGAGGGAGCAGGAGUUUAUACCUGUCCUGAGUGUAGAGCAGAGUUUCAGGAGCGUCCUGCUCUGCAGAGGAACAGAACACUGAACAAUAUAGCAGAACGUUUUGUGUCUACACAGCCAAAAAAAGAAGAGGCCACAGUCUUCUGUACCUACUGUGUUCAAGCUUCUGUACCUGCCCUUAAAACAUGUCUGCAGUGUGAAACCUCCCUGUGUGAUAAUCAUCUGAAGAUACACAACAAGACGGUGGAUCAUGUCUUAAUUGAGCCGACAGCUUCCUUAAAAGACAGGAAAUGUCCCAUUCACAACGAGGUGCUAAAGUAUUAUUGCUGUGAUGAUGCUGUCGCUAUAUGUACGUCCUGUUACUUGGCCAAAGAGCACAAAGGCCACGAGGUGGAACCUCUCAAUGAAACAUCUACCAAGAAGAAGGCAAAACUAAGGAAUGUUCUGGAGAAACUCACCUCCAAGAGAAAGGUGGCUGAGAGACAAACCGGACACCUGCAAGUACGCAAGAAUAAACUGCAAGAAAAAUCAGCUGGUUUAACCGAGAAAGUCGCAGCCAUGUUUAAGGACAUGAAGAAACAAAUUAAAAACCUAGAGAAGCAAAUUCUUAGUCAGAUUUCCAUCCAGGAAAAACAGUGUUCGCUACAAAUCUCCGAGCUCAUUCAGCAGCUUGAAAUAGAAUCGGAAGAACUGGCCAGAAAGAUCUCGCACAUUGACGAGCUAUGCAACAUGGAUGACCCAUUGACAGUCUUGCAAGGAUGGAAAUCUUACAUCUCUGAUUAUUGUGAUAUAGAAGGUAAUAAUGAAGACCAAGAGAUAGAUUGUGGAAAUAUCAGUGUAGCAGACGAGCUCGAUGAAGGUCAUCUCUCUGUUACUAUACACACAGCCUUAGAUGACUUUAUCACCAGGGUGAAGAGAAAAGGUUAUGUUGCAAAGUCGGACUUACUAAUCGAUGUAAAUACAUCAGUUGAAGACAUAGCUGUUUCAAGUGAUCGUAAAAGUGCCUCUCGGUCAAGAGUAAACCGCAGUAGUUUGCAGAAACGUGAGAGGUUUGAGUCUUGCCAGGUUUUGAGUAACUUGAGUGUUUCAUCGGGACAACACUACUGGGAAUUGGAGAUCAGUGAUACUGGCAUCUGGAGAAUUGGGGUGGCUUAUCCUAGUCUAAAUAAGGAAGGCGACCAAUACAGAAUUGGAGACGAUAACAAGUCCUGGUGUUUAUAUAUGUUUGAUAAGGAUUACUCAGUGAUACACAACGCUAAAGAAAAGUCACUACAACUUGAUUCCCACCCAGAUAGGUUAGGGAUAUAUCUGGAUUACGAGGCUGGACGGAUCUCCUUUUACCAGCUGUGCGAUUCAAUCAAACACUUGUACACCUUCACUGCCACCUUCACCGAGCCUCUUCAUUUAGUAUUCAGAGUUUACAUGGAUGGAUGGUUGCGAAUCAGGAAUUAAGCUGGGAUUCUAGGCACCGUGCGACAGAUGCAACACGAACACACAAACAAAUUAAAGGCCAAAUCACGUGGAUUUAGAGGUCAAUCAAAUCGCGCAGGGAAUUUUUAAACAACAUCACGACAGACGUUGAUUUGUAUCAAUUGCAU
This is a messenger RNA of Pelobates fuscus (common spadefoot toad), 1750 nucleotides long. RefSeq names its product E3 ubiquitin/ISG15 ligase TRIM25-like. The record is from RefSeq and is a predicted model, not a curated record. Gene Ontology annotation, molecular function: zinc ion binding; protein binding. NCBI's taxonomy places the organism in Eukaryota, Metazoa, Chordata, Amphibia, Anura, Pelobatidae. The transcript has a single exon. The coding region runs from base 27 to 1604 and encodes 525 amino acids.